This is a messenger RNA of Mollisia scopiformis, 3339 nucleotides long. RefSeq lists its product as uncharacterized. The transcript is spliced from 5 exons. Bases 1 to 3339 code for a protein of 1112 amino acids. The record is from RefSeq and is a predicted model, not a curated record. Lineage: Eukaryota; Fungi; Ascomycota; Leotiomycetes; Helotiales; Mollisiaceae.
AUGUCAUCGUCAAGAGAAAAUGCGGAAGGCAACACACCGCACUUGCUAUUCACGGCACCGUCCUUCGGCCCGAGACACCAGACAACAUCAGCAUUGAAUCCUCAAACCCACGCUUCACGACUCUAUCGACGACGAAAAUCGCAAAGUGAGAAUCAUGACGACAAACGAAUCCGUCUCCAACCUCCUCUUGGUGACCCUAAAACUUCGGAGUCAAGUAUUUACAGAGGUUCAUUCAGCCAUAGUCCACGCCGAUCCAGGUCUCUACGAACAGAGAGUCUUGCCCCGGCUUCACCUCGAAUGAGUAUGAGCGAUGCCCACCUUGAGGAUUUGUUGCAAAACCUCAAUUUUGAUCUUGAAACCUAUGGUCUAGAUGAGAGCCGAGAUGGUUUCUUCGAUGCAUCGUUCCUUAAGCCUACCCAGGUCGAUCACGAGGAUCUCAUGAACGAUGCGGAGUGCACACUUCCUAUAGCUUACAAGAAAGCAAAUCCUCUUUCUCCCAAAGCAUUUCUUCCAAAGCAAUGGCACGAGGUCAAAGGCGUCUUCCGAGCUGUGAUGACCACAAGAGCGGGCAUCAAGCUCGCCAAAUCCUUCUUGGCAUUCUUCAUCGCAUAUAUACUAUGCCUCGUUCCUGUCAUCGUAAAAUGGCUUGGUCGGUAUAGUUACAUUAUGGUCUUGUCCACUAUUGUCAACCACCCUGGACGAUCCAUCGGAGCUCAGAUUGAUGGAACCUUUCUCACUAUUACGGGUUCUGCCACUGGUCUUGGCUGGGGCGCAUUCGCUCUUUGGGUGUCGGACUCUACAUCCGUAGCACGCAGAGGCUAUGGUGGAAUCUUGGCCACAUUUCUCGUCCUUUUCAUGGGAACUAUCGCAGCUCUAAGAUCUUAUUACAUCAGACUCUACCAGCUUGUUUUGUGUGCUGGUAUCGCAAUCAGUUACACAUGUCUAGCUGACACGUCCGAAUCGAUUGCCUGGAAGAAGUUGUUUGACUACGCUAUUCCAUGGCUAUUUGGUCAAGCAAUUUGUCUCUUGAUCUGUUGUACCGUGGUUCCGGAUGCUGGAGCGAGACUUCUAGCAGUCGAUUUACAUGAUGCUUUCCGUGUUAUGCAAGACGGGUUGAAGCUUCCUCACCCAGAUAGUCGCAAUCUUCAUAGGCAACUUGCUUGGACGUUUGUCAACCUUUCGCAAGCAUACCGAGAUCUCGUCCUUGAUAUCUCCAUUACCCGUUUCAAACCCGCUGAUGUGAUGGCACUUCGGAAUCUCAUGCAGGCAGUCAUCAGAUCUUUCCUAUCUCUAAAGAUGCAAACACAACUGUUCGACGACUUCGACGACCCUGAGCAUACUGGAGUUGGAGAACAGCAAGAUAGUUCACCAGUAAAGCAGACUCCCACUAAAGCUUCUGAGAACACACAAACAAGAGCCAAUGAUGCCGACGACACCAUCAUUGACAUUGAUACCUCAAGAAAACGACCCUCGAUCUUCAGGACAGCUACACAGGAGCGAGCUGUCAGACUGGUAGCGGACAGAUUAGCUGAACCUACAUCAAAACUCCUGUCGUGCAUGAGAUCUGCUCUAGCACGAUGCGAUGCCGUCCUUCUCGAGAUGUCCGGUCAUCGAAAAUACCUUGGGCCUCCUGAAGAUGUGUCGACAGACAUCUUGGCUGCUCUUACCAAGAUCCGCAAAGCGAUGAUCAAAUACGACGAAGAAGAGGAGCUGCUCAUGAAAAGUCCCGAUCUACCUCCAACAUAUUCAAAUCACCCAGAAGUCGUCGAGCUUUUCCUAUUUGUGCAUCCCAUCAGGCUGGGCGCUACUAGUGUCGAAGCUCUGCUAGUCAAAGUCAAUGAGAUGCAGCAAAGACGUCCAGGCUGGAGGCUAUAUUUGCCAUCAUACCCAUUCGCCAAGGCUCUGCAAAGGACAAACGCUCAAGUUCGACACGACAGAGGGGGCUUGACUGCAGGUUAUUACUUCCGAAGCCAGAGUCAACUCGCAAGAACGAUGAAAGGAAUGGCGAACGUCUACAAGCCUCUACCUCGACAUCAAGGUUCUCAAGCUGAGGAGAAGGAUGAUCCUAUUGACAGCCUCGGCCGAUCAGAUACUAUUGGCAAAUAUGAAGAAGAGGAAGAUAUUGCAAUGGACAGGGACUCGCAAGCUACAAGGAAGCAACGACUGCGGUAUAAGAUGUGGGUAGUUUUACAUCGAUUGCAAGGUUUUGAAACGAGAUUUGCUUUGAAAGUUGCGAUAACGACCUCGCUGUUAUCUAUUCCUGCAUGGCUUAGUCAAAGUCGAGGUUGGUGGAACGAAAAUGAGAUCGGUGGCAACCUUCAAGAUCUCGUCACUCGUGCCCUCUGCGGCGUCUUAGGAGCUGUUUGGGGAGGAAUAGCUUACGGUGCAAGAAAUGGCAAUCCAUACGUGAUGGCUGCAUUCGCCGUCAUCUACAUGUUACCCAUGAUGUAUAGAUUCACGCAAAGCUCCCAUCCUCGAUCAGGAAUCGUCGGCUGCAUCUCGUUCGUGGUUGUCUCUUUGGGAGCAAAAGCCGCAGAUGGUCUACCGUCCGUUGUGCAGAUUUCUUGGACUCGAGGCCUAGCUUUCGUGGUUGGAGUUGUGGCGGCAGUUGUUGUGAAUUGGAUUCUAUGGCCAUUCGUUGCAAGACAUGAACUUCGCAAGGCCUUAUCUGCAAUGUUGAUUUAUUCCAGCAUCAUCUAUCGUGGUGUUGUGGCAAAAUAUGUCUAUUAUGAGAAGGGAGAAGAACCAGGGAAAGAAGACGUGGAGAGAUCAGAAAUGCUCGAAGGUCGUCUCCGCGAAGGCUUUGUCCGCAUCCGUCAACUCAUGGCCCUAACCCGCCACGAAAUCCGCCUCCGCGGCCCCUUCAACCCCCUCCCCUACUCAGCCCUCAUCGACGCCUGCGAGCGCUUCUUCGAAUACCUCGUCGCGGUCCGGCAAUCCUCCCUCUUCUUCCACCCCCACUACAUCUCCGACAGCGAACAAGCAGCCGAGUCCCUGCUCUCUUACCGUCGAGACGCUGUUGCUGCUAUUCUUAUGAAUCUCUACGUCUUGGCUGGGGCUUUGAGAGGCGAUAGGCCUGUGCCUAGAUAUCUCCCCUCCGCUGCCCUUGCGAGAAAAGCCCUGCUAGAUCACAUGGCGCUGCUUGAAUCGCAGAUGGCGAGUACGGAGUCGCCUUCUCGUGUCGUGUCGAAUAGGAAGUGGUCGCAGAUCUAUAGUUAUUCUUAUAGUCAGAGCUUGACAGGUUGUGUGAAGCAGCUGGAGCAGUUGCAGAUUUAUGUUAAGGAGAUUGUUGGGGAGCAGGGGUUAGUUUUCUCUUUUGCUUUCUCGUUUGGAGAGUGA